AUGGCCCCGGCCCACGGUACCGAUCGCGGCGCAGCGGAGCGGAGCGUGCUCGCCGGCUUCGGGGAGGAAGACGUCCAGGUGACGCGAGUGGAAACCGAGGAGAGGGCAGGUAACGCGGAGGCCGGCAUGGAAGUCCGCCUCGGCCCAUCCACCUCCUUUCACGAGGCCGGGAAAGACUUGACAAGACGAUUGACGCUAAACAAGAAGCAGGCGAUUGCCUUCUCCAUAAUAUGCCGCCACCUGGACUCGAUGCGGCAAGGAGACGGAGGCGACGUCAGCCAGCUCUGUCAGUUCGUCGGCGGCGAGGGCGGCACCGGCAAGUCGCGCGUCAUCGAAGCACUCGCGGAGCGGUUCGUCAACGGCCAGUCUCGGAUGGACUGGCAGGAUAAGGACAUGCUCGUCAUCGACGAGGUGAGCAUGCUCGGCGCGCGGACGCUGCACGCCGUCAACGAGCGGAUCUGCCAGCUGCGGGGAUCGCAGCGGGACUUCGGCGGGAUCCCCAUCGUCCUCUUCUGCGGGGACUUCCACCAGUUCCGCCCGGUCCAGGAGAGGUCGAUCCUGCUGCCGAGCGCGGCCGUCUCGUGGGACGAGGACAACUCGUUCAGGGCCGAGCAGCGCCACCAGCACGACAAGGCGCACGCGCUGUGGAGGCGGUUCACGACGGCCGUCAUGCUGGACGAGCAGAUGCGCGCCGCCGGCGACCCGGAGCUGCAGCGGCUGCUGAAGCGGAUCCGCGGGGGCGUGCAGGACCACACGGACCUGGAUCUCCUCAACUCGAGAAAUCGGUGGAACCUCAACAUGGAGGCGAGCCUGGCGUUCCAGAUCCAGCAGCGGUCGACGGUGCGCAUCUUCCUCUCCGAGCACAAGUGGAAGGACGGCCUGCCGACCGAGGAAGAGGCCAUCAUGAUGCUGAACCAGGGCGACGACAGCGCGAUCCCGGUGCCGGCCGUCUUCAUGUUCGUGCCGGGGAUGCCGGUCGUCGUGAACCACAACACCCACCAGGGGCUGAAGCUGGUGAACGGUGCUAGCUACACGGCGGUGGAGGUCAUCGUCGACAAGGCGCACCGGGGCAUCGGAUCUCGGCCGACAUGA
Hirsutella rhossiliensis is the source of this 1092-nucleotide messenger RNA. RefSeq names its product PIF1-like helicase domain-containing protein. Lineage: Eukaryota; Fungi; Ascomycota; Sordariomycetes; Hypocreales; Ophiocordycipitaceae. Gene Ontology annotation, molecular function: DNA helicase activity. Gene Ontology annotation, biological process: DNA repair; telomere maintenance. The coding region runs from base 1 to 1092 and encodes 363 amino acids. The record is from RefSeq and is a predicted model, not a curated record. The transcript has 3 exons.